UGAGGCUAAAACGGUAAUAAUAUGACAUCGUUUAGAAUCUUUCCAUGGUCAAGUUAAGCCUCCUCCUCCUCUACCACUUGACUUGGGCAAAUGGAUGACGCUGGAUUCCUUUUCAUGGAAAAAUCACAUUUUCUCUAUUACCAAAGUAAACAGACCCAUUUCGCUAAAAACUAGAUUAUGUCAAUUAAAAGAUAUUUAUUGUUGGGAAACAUGGAAGUAACUCGAUCUUUUCUUAGAGACAGAAUAACCCCUUGAAAUUGACGCUUGUUUAUCUAUCUCAAUCAAAAAGAGCUGUUAUACUGAUUGCCAAAGCUCAUUCUUUUUAUAAGAGAAAUGGGCUCAACCAAUAAUGGGAAGCAAAAAGAGGAAAUUGAGGAAUCUAAUGGUGCUAAACCCCCAGGUCAAACUCCUUUCGACAUUUCAACUUCUAGGAAGAUAUUAUUGAGCAAUGAGGACCCUCAAACAAAGAAGCUCCAAGAAAGCUUAACUUCAGUUCCCAAUAGAUUAAAGUUUCUUAAAUUUGGGUCUGCAUCUGCCAAAUUCAAGCGGUUGGCACAGGAUAGAGAUGAGAUGUCACGCUCAGUGGCUUCUUCAAGUGGUCAUGGUUUUCGUGAGCGUAUCAAUGGGGUUUUUGCUCGCAAGAUUGAUUGGGGGUCUCUGAUGAAAAUGGGCAAAGAAUGGAUUCGGGACCCAAUGAACAUGGCCCUUUUUGUGUGGAUUUUGUGUGUUGCUAUUUCAGGUGCAAUUUUGUUCCUAGUCAUGACUGGAAUGUUGAAUCGUGUCUUGCCGAAGAAGUCGCAAAGAAAUGCAUGGUUUGAAGUGAAUAAUCAAAUACUUAAUGCAUUAUUUACUCUUAUGUGUCUCUACCAGCAUCCGAAAAGGUUCUACCACCUUGUACUUCUUUGUAGAUGGAAACCAGACGACAUUUCUAGACUCAGAAAGAUUUACUGCAAGAAUGGGACCUACAAGCCCCAUGAGUGGGCGCACAUGAUGGUUGUUGUUGUUCUGCUCCAUGUGAAUUGUUUUGCUCAAUAUGCACUUUGUGGUCUAAACUGGGGUUACAAGAGAUCUGAACGACCCCCUAUAGGAGUUGGAGUGUGUAUAUCUUUUGCAAUAGGUGCACCUGCAAUUGCCGGACUAUACACCAUCAUUAGUCCCCUUGGGAGGGAUUACAAUGAAGUGGAUGAGGAAGCGCAGGUUCACAUCAUCUCAGAAGAGAGUAAGAGACCAGAGCAGUUAAGAAUAAAAUCACUAGAAAAGAGGUAUUCCUUUGCAAAUAGAGAUGAACAAGAAGUUGUUGAAACUUCACCACAAUGGAGUGGAGGGAUCCUUGAUUUUUGGGAUGACAUUUCUCUGGCAUAUUUAUCACUUUUCUGUACAUUUUGUGUCUUCGGAUGGAAUAUGGAGAGGCUCGGAUUUGGGAACAUGUAUGUUCAUAUUGCAACCUUUCUUCUCUUUUGCAUGGCUCCUUUCUGGAUUUUUAAUUUGGCGGCCAUUAAUAUAGAUAAUGAGACUGUCAGGGAAGCAUUGGGACUUACCGGUAUUAUUCUUUGUGCAUUUGGUUUGCUCUAUGGUGGCUUCUGGAGGAUUCAAAUGAGAAAGAGAUUUAAUUUGCCAACUUAUGCCUUCUGUUUUGGUGAACCAGCAGUCUCUGAUUGCACACUCUGGCUAUGUUGUUGUUGGUGCUCUUUAGCGCAGGAAGUAAGAACUGGGAACUCUUAUAAUAUUGUGGAAGAUAAAUUUUGCAGAAAACAUGUGGACAGUAGUAAACAUCUGCAUCCCUUGCCUCGUGAAGAUGGUUCUGGCCCUAGUUCUCAACCUGGCUAUAACCACAGUCCAUCAAAGAUUGUGACAGCUAAUUCUCCAAGUCCCAGCAGAUUAAUAAAUGAGCAUUGUAAUUCAGAUAGGCCGCUUUCUACAGUACAAGAAGAGCUUUCUGCAGUUAGCAAGGAUGAGACCAUGAUCCCCCCAUCUCCAUCACUGAUAGAAAGAAAAGCUACAUAGCUGGAACAUAAUGUAGAUAACAUUCUUGAUAUUGGUAACGAGUUAAUGUGAAAUGGUAAUGUAAAUUUUACAUGUAUCUUGAGUGUAAUCCAAUGCAAUACAUAUUUACGUCUUCUUAA
Ricinus communis (castor bean) is the source of this 2123-nucleotide messenger RNA. RefSeq lists its product as uncharacterized. Lineage: Eukaryota; Viridiplantae; Streptophyta; Magnoliopsida; Malpighiales; Euphorbiaceae. Gene Ontology annotation, biological process: sesquiterpene biosynthetic process. The transcript has 2 exons. Gene Ontology annotation, molecular function: cyclase activity. The coding region runs from base 334 to 2004 and encodes 556 amino acids. The record is from RefSeq and is a predicted model, not a curated record.